GUCAAUACAACUUGAACUCUUUCUAUGUUGUGUUGUUACUAAUGUUACUUGUUAGCCAGGAAAAUUAUUGAAAUUGUUUCUUCUUUUUGAGAUGUACAGUUAGAUACACUAAAAAUGUCCGCUGUUACUGCAGAAUAUUACGAAUUUAUUAAAAAAUUGGAGGAAAAUGAUGACAAAUUAAUAGCAAACCCCUUGGAACAGCCUGUUGACUUCGAGUUUAAUAAUUCCACGUGCCAUGUCUGCAACGGUUAUUAUGGGCCAAGUUUCGGAGAACCAGUGUGCGUGACUUGCCAUGCGUUUCUUUAUCCGAAUUUUCCGUCGUUUUGUCCUAAUUCUUACUACUACAGUGAGAAGACUGACGACGGAGAUUCAGGGAAUGACGAGCCUUCAGAUCUCAACUAUAGCUCAGACCGGAGGGUCAAUAGAGUCUGUAUGGUGCCGGCCAGCUGGUGGUACAUAAAUUCUGUAGAUAGUGAAAGCCCGGAAGAUGAAGCCAGUAACUCUGGCAAUGCAGCAAGCGCUGGUGCAAGUGGAAGCGGCAAUCACAGCAACACAAAUGGUAAUGGCUCUGCUCAUGGUCCAGACCAUCCAGACAUCGUUGACAAUGAGGAAGAAAUGCCCCAACCACUUGCCCUGAGGCCUGAACCACUGGCACUGAGGCCCCCGCCUUGUCUUGCACAUUCGUUGCAGGCCUUGUCUACUCCGCGCCCACCAGACAAUGUGGCACCUGAGUUAAUAGCACAGUUGCCAACUGAAGUACUGCUGGGCAUCUUCAGCUACCUGGACGACCUCUCCCUGAGCGCGUGCGGCGCCGUGUGCGCGCGCUGGCGCGGGCUGGUGCGCGCCCGCGUGCGCGCGCCGCGCUGGGCCGCGUUCGCCGCGCGCCGCUGGCCGCUGUACCGCCCGCUCACCAACAACAGGGACUGGUACAAGGUGUACCAGUCACUCGUGGAGUCCUGCUUCUGUCGCAACUGCCUCGUGCAGAUGUGCGUGCAGGCGCAGCCGCCGGGCGAGGAGAGCGCGUGGCGACACAACAGACUCCGCAUCGAGCUCAAGAUGAUGCGCAAUGACCCGCCGGAAGGCAUCGCGGCGACGCCGCUGGACGCGCGCUGCUGCCACUGGCAGGCCUCCGUCACCGGCCCCGCCGGCUCCCCGUACGAGGGCGGCAUCUUCUACCUGUACAUACAGGUGCCUUACGCGUACCCAAUGAGCCCACCGGUGGUCCGCUUCCUGACGCGCAUCCUGCACCCGAACGUGUCCCGGCACGGCGACGUGGGCAUCGACUCCGUGCACCACAACUGGUCGCUCGCGCUCACCAUCAGCAAAGUGCUCAUCUCUAUACAGAGCCUGCUCACGGACCCCUACACUGCCGUGUGCAUGGAACCGGAACUAGGCGAGAUGUACGUCCGCGACCGAGCGCGCUUCGAGAGCCUGGCGCGGCGCUGGACGUGGCGCUACGCCAUGCAAGACAUCCUGCCCUACUGAGGCUCCUGUCACCAUGCACAGACUAUACAAACUGACCGUUUACAAUUUACAAGUUGUUAUCUGGGGUUCCAAAUUAUCCAGAUAAUUAUAGUCUUUGAUAAAUAUUGGAAAUAUCUUACGGUAUUUGCCGAUAUAUUAUCGCUCCGUUAGCUCCGUCUGUGAUGGGCUUUAAAGUUGACUUGUUGAUGCGGAUUCUUGUUAAGAGCAUACUGUCGCCUGAAGAAAGUAGAACUUAUGAAAUAGUUUCUAACGCUUGGCAAUAUAUUCACGAAUACCUGCAUCAUAAAGCCAAGAGAACAAAUUGAUAAAUAUAAAGGCUAACUAAAAUACCUACAGUAGGCAUUUGCGAUUGUUAUUUAUGGCGAGAUACGCGGGAAUGAGUAUGAGUGAUAGCGGGGAUAGGGGCGUAAAUGUAACGUAACAUAUACCUACCAAAA
Messenger RNA from Cydia strobilella, 1922 nucleotides. RefSeq lists its product as uncharacterized. NCBI's taxonomy places the organism in Eukaryota, Metazoa, Arthropoda, Insecta, Lepidoptera, Tortricidae. The coding region runs from base 115 to 1485 and encodes 456 amino acids. The record is from RefSeq and is a predicted model, not a curated record. Gene Ontology annotation, molecular function: protein binding. The transcript is spliced from 8 exons.